Molecule: messenger RNA, 1647 nt
Organism: Bufo bufo (common toad)
Lineage: Eukaryota; Metazoa; Chordata; Amphibia; Anura; Bufonidae
Product: beta,beta-carotene 9',10'-oxygenase-like
Exons: 12
Coding region: 1-1647 (548 amino acids)
Biological process (GO): retinal metabolic process; carotene catabolic process
Cellular component (GO): mitochondrion
Molecular function (GO): carotenoid dioxygenase activity; beta-carotene 15,15'-dioxygenase activity
Source: RefSeq, a predicted model, not a curated record
AUGACGCCAGUUCUAAAGAAUUUUUUUAAUCAAGAGAAAAAUCAGUUGUGCAUGUGCCCUGAAGAAGAGAAGGAAUACAUAGGACCACUAUUUCAGACAGUAGAAGAGACUCCGCAGCCCAUAUCCACUAGGAUUACUGGGAGAGUCCCCGGAUGGAUCACAGGCAGUCUAUACCGCAAUGGACCUGGCAGAUUUGAUUUCGGAAACAACAAAUUUAACCAUUGGUUCGAUGGGAUGGCCCUUAUGCACAAAUUCACAAUUGAGAAUGGAAAUGUAACUUACAUGAGCAAGUUUCUUCAAAGUGACUCCUACAAGUCAAAUGAACUUGAAAACAGGAUUGUGAUCUCUGAAUUUGGUACGGUGGCCAUGCCUGACCCCUGUAAGAGCUUGUUUCAGCGCUUUGUCUCAAUGUUUGAACUACCAAAACCAACUGACAAUGGAAAUAUUCACUUUGUGAAAUACAAGAAGGAUUUUUAUGCCAGCACAGAGACAAACUUGAUUCGGAAGGUGGAUCCAGCAACAUUAGAAACAACAGAGCAGGUUGACUGGAGUAAAUAUAUUGCUGUGAAUGGCGCAACUGCUCAUCCCCAUUAUGACCCUGAUGGGACUGCAUACAACAUGGGCAACUCCUAUGGCAUGCAAGGAACAUUUUACAACAUUAUUAAGGUACCUUACCAAAAGGAUGAAGAUGAACUGCACGGCGCCAAGGUUAUUUGUUCCAUACCAGCAAGUAGCAGCUUGAAUCCCUCAUAUUACCAUAGUUUUGGAAUGACAGAAAACUACAUUGUAUUUAUAGAACAACCACUCAGGAUAAAUGUGAGCAAAAUUCUGACAUCUAAUAUAACGGGGUCUUCAAUAUCCAACUGCUUAGUAUGGGAUCCCAAAUCUGACACUGUUUUUCACGUGGCAAAUAAACACACAGGGAAGCUUCACUCUGUGACAUUCCACACUCAAGCAGUUGCCAGCUUCCACCAAAUCAAUGCAUAUGAAGAUCAGGACUGCAUUGUGCUCGAUCUCAUUUGUCAUGAUGAUGGAGUAGUUUUUCAUCUGUUUAGCUUGCAAAAUCUAUGUAAAUCUGGGAAAGAUUUGAAUGAGGCAUAUCACUUACUUCCAAAGUCUCUUCCACGCCGAUUUGUACUUCCUCUGGUUAUACACUCUGACACUCCACAUGACACCAUCAUCAACCCUCUCGGCUAUACUACGGCCACCGUUGAGAAAAGAGCUGAUGGGAAGCUGUGGUGUACGCCUGAAAACCUGUAUGAUCACACAAUUAAGGACAUUGGAGGCCUCGAUUUUCCUGCAAUCAACUAUUCCCAAUACAACACUAAGAAAUAUCGCUAUUUUUAUGGGUGUGGGUUCCAACAUUUUAUAGGAAGCAGUCUUGUAAAAGUGGAUGUUGAAACCAAGAAGUUCAAGGUUUGGCAGGAAGAUGGCUUCUACCCCUCAGAGCCAGUGUUUGUUCCCAGGCCACAACCAUGUGAUGAAGAUGAUGGUGUGAUCCUCUCUGUUGUAGUCUCACCACGACAGGAAAAAACUGCCUUUUUACUUAUCUUAGAUGCCAAAAACUUCAAAGAGAUCGGCCGAGCUGAAGUUCCUGUACAAAUGCCUUAUGGACUCCAUGGAUUAUUUAUGCCACAACAUCAAUGA